Aureobasidium namibiae CBS 147.97 is the source of this 792-nucleotide messenger RNA. RefSeq names its product NAD(P)-binding protein. Lineage: Eukaryota; Fungi; Ascomycota; Dothideomycetes; Dothideales; Saccotheciaceae. The transcript is spliced from 3 exons. Gene Ontology annotation, molecular function: oxidoreductase activity. The record is from RefSeq and is a predicted model, not a curated record. Bases 1 to 792 code for a protein of 263 amino acids.
AUGCACAUCAAAGACAGACUCUUCGUCAUUUCUGGUGGUUCUUCUGGCCUGGGUCUUGCAACAGUCCGCAAUUUGCAUCAGAGAGGAGGUUAUAUUGCCAUCUUUGAUCUUAACGCAGAUACCGGAGCCGAAGUAAUCAAAGAGCUUGGCUCUGAGAGAUCCCGAUUCUUCGAAGUUGAUGUUACCGAUACCAAGAGCAUCGGGAGAGCCGUGGAAGGCGUCUCAGAAUGGGUACAAGAAACAGGGAAGCUCAUCGGCGGUAUCGUCAGCGCAGCUGGCGUAGGAAACCCUGGAAAGAUGGUUGAUCGUAACAAUGAGCCGCUCUCUCUGUCGUCCAUUGACUUUGUAUUGAACAUCAACCUUCGAGGCACUCUGGAUUUCGUUCGCCAAUUGCUCCCACUCAUGACCAAGAACCAACCCACACAGCCAGACAACGAACGAGGUUGUGUCAUCUUGGUCAGCUCUUCGGCUGCUUAUGAUGGCCAGCCAGGUCAGGUGUCGUACGCUGCUAGCAAAGGUGCGGUAAGGUCAAUGACAUUACCUAUGGCGCGUGAUCUAGCACAGUUCGGUAUCCGCGUUGUGACGAUUGCACCUUCAUUGUUCGAGUCCAACAUGACGGCCAUGAUGAGCGACAAGGUUCGAAAAUCGCUCGAACGUGUCAUGGAGUUCCCAAAGAGAGCAGGCAAGGGCGAGGAGUUUGCAGAGUUGACCAGACAUGCGAUCGAGAAUGUCAUGCUCAAUGGAGUUGCACUACGGUUGGAUGGUGCGAUGCGAAUGCCGUCAAGGUUGUAA